Syngnathoides biaculeatus (alligator pipefish) is the source of this 3463-nucleotide messenger RNA. RefSeq lists its product as uncharacterized. The coding region runs from base 90 to 2429 and encodes 779 amino acids. The transcript has 17 exons. Lineage: Eukaryota; Metazoa; Chordata; Actinopteri; Syngnathiformes; Syngnathidae. The record is from RefSeq and is a predicted model, not a curated record.
GCACACACAAAUUUAACAACAGCUAGAUUUUUUUUUUUUUUUUUUUCAGGAGCCGAUCGGUGCUCUCGAUUUGAAGAGCAACUCUGAGAAUGCUGAGUUUAGGAGCAAAGAAGAAGGACAAUGUGUCCAGAAUGGAGAGAUUCAUUGAAGACUUGCCACAGCUGAGUAACGAGAUGCAGCUGAGCAUCAUGAACAGGGUGAAGACUGGAGAGUUGUCCAUCGACGACGCUCUGGACCUGGCCAGGAAGGACUGGGACCAGUUUACCAAUGCUCAGCGUGGCCUUGAGGAGGAGCAGCUUCCGUCACAGUACAACUUCAGCGUGCACAAGCAUGGACGCUAUAGGUGGAAGAAGCAUGUUUUUCAGAUGGAUUUCCAGACCAAAAUACUGUGCACCAUUGAGAAAGGCAUCGUCAAGCACCAACUUCCCUUCGCCAUCGUCAAGAGUUGCGAUGACGGAGUCGGCUCCAGAUUUUCCAUUUCGUUCAAAGGCCACCAUGAUUAUGAGCUGGAGGCCACUUCAACAGACGACAAGCACAAGAUGAUGCAGCUUGUAAACCAGAUCAUUUACAGGAACAUCUACAGCCAUGCUGAGGGGACCAGCGCAGGGACCCACCAGCAGCCUCAAGCGUCACAAACCCUCCGGGAAGGUGUCCUUAUGCUGCACAGAGGAGGACUGGCAUCAUUCCGAUGGGUCAAAUACACGGUCCAGUUACACCCCGGCCAGUUAACGCUGGCGCCCUUUGGUCGCCGAGCGGCCGCAGACGGCGAGCUGAUGUCCUCGCAGCCCGUGAGCGUCGUGAUCCAUCUGUCGGACGGCGACACCAAAGUACAGAAAGCUCACAGCAUCGAUACCUUCACGCUUGUUACGCGCAAAAAUGAUUACCACUUCAGAGUGCCCCCACCGUGUCAACCACUUCCCGGUGCUGUCCAGUCGGAGCGCGAUGCCUGGGUCCAGGCCAUCCGCAUGUUGUGUUCCGAAUGGAAAAGAAAGUCCAAGACUGAACACAUGCUUGCGGUGAAUGAGAGCCUGCGACAUCUCAGCAUAGCAGAAGACGUAGGGGAGGACUGCAACGGCUUCGAUGUUGAGUCCUCUGGGGAGGAUGUUUAUGAAGACCCAAAUUUGUCUGGUGACAUGAAUCCAAGUCCCCCCCAAGAAGUUCCCAAGCAGACCGACCCUGAUCUGACGCCUUCCUACGUUGGCCCAGCACCCUCCAGCAGAGAGCCUCCUCACCGGCAUCCAGCAGGCUCGCGAGGGGACAAAGUACCUUGUACCAAGGAGAUCCCACCGCCCCCACCUUUACCUCUCAAUCUAAAGAUAAAUCCACGAAAAAUCCGCACCAAAGCUUUCCACUGGGACCUAGUUGGGCCUGAUAAGAUUGUGAAAUCAUUUUGGGGGAGAAGAAGCCAGCAAGAAGUUGAAGUUGACACAGGACGUUUGUACAUGCAGUUUUCUGUUGAGAACGCGGGGUCCUUUGGACCAGUGGAGCCCAGGACUGCACAACACAUCAUGCUCAACCAAAAGAUUGCACACAACUUCAACAUUUUCCUCAAAAGUUUUGCGGUGCAGCCUGCAGAGCUGAAGGACAAACUGUUCAUCGUUAACGAGGAGGACGGCGGCCUGUCUGACGAGCACAUCACCUCUCUGAGGAGGUAUGUUCCCACUCUGGAGGAUGUGGAGAUGUACAAAUCCCACAAAGGACCAGUGAGGGAACUGCACAUUGUGGACCAGUACAUGAUGGAGAUGUGCAACAUUCCAUACCUGAGCACCCAGCUGGACCUGCUCCUGACCCUGAGAGAACUCCCCAUCACCAUAAGAGACCUGCAGCCUCUGAUUGGCCAGAAGAUUGCAAUGUGCACGCAGCUGCAGACCUGCAAGUCAUUCGUUUCCGUGCUGGAGUACCUGCUGGCCGUCGGCAAUUACCUCAACAAGAACGCCGGAAAGGAAAAGGCCAAGGGAUUCCGCCUCUCAUCCUUAGCUAAACUGUCACAGCUUCGUGGAAGAGAGCGGACUUUCACCUUGCUCCAUGCCCUUGCGGAGCAGAUUAUGUUGCAUGAGCCAUUCUUGGCCAACUUUACCAACGACUUGGCGGAGUUUGAAGCGGUCCCAGGAGCUUCUGUCAAGGGCCUAACUGCUGAGGUAGAUGUUCUGAGAAAUGAACUGCAGAAAGUCAUUCAAUAUGGAAAAGCCACCAAGAAGAAAAUUGUUGGGGCACAUCAUGCGCACUUCAGCAAAGACCUGAAGGUGGCAGUAGAGAAAUACAACGCAGAUCUUUUGGACUUGAUGAAGUCUUGUGAGGAGAUGAAAAAGCAAUACUCUGGCAUCUUGGUGAAGUUUGGAGAGGCGGCCGACCAGGACUCUCAGGAGUUCUUUGGCUUCAUCUGUCAGUUCAUCCACGACUUCAAGAGGGCCCAUGCCGAUGUCAUGUAGAGGCCAGUGGACAUUUCAAUUCAUUACUGACACGACGACAAUAUAAACCCUUUGCUUUCUAUUCUCUCUUUUUAGUCAACUAGGUUAGAUUACCUAGAUGCAAAACAAACAGUGGAACCUCAAACAAACAAACAAACAAACAAAAAAACUUCUCAAAGGAAAUAGAAAUAAUCUGUUUCAGGGUCUAAUCAUAAAACCUUGAUGAGCUGUACACACAAUAUUUUAAUUAACAUUACAACAAUACAAAUACGGAGGGGGCUUGAUGCUUGUACCUGGGAGGUAUUUCUCUUCACAGUAAAAUUGAAUGCGUCUCCCUUUUCUCUGGACAUUGUCUUCUUUUUUUUGAUGGAGUGUCAUAUUUGUCUUCGUUUGUCCAUUUAUUUUUGUAGUUAGCAGACCUCUUCAUGGUUUUUGGAUGAUGACGAACAGACGGGUUGUGCAUUUGUGACUCUGGAGUGACGCCAUAGUGACUCAAAUGGUGAAAAAGUCCAUUCCUGUAUUUGGACCUUUGUCCAGAUCCUCACCGAAAUGUAGUGGCUUGUUUCUUGACUGCGAAUUUAAAUAUUUUACUUGUAAUCUUCCCAAUUGUCCGUGUAUCAGUAACUAUGUUAACACGACUGAAAACUAAACUAUAACAGCACAGCUAGUGUUGGCCCAAUACUUUUGCGCGCUGCUAAGGGGAUUUGUUUCAAAGAAGGAAUCAUUUAAUUUUCAUGCAAAUACAAAUGUUUAAAAUUUGGGGCGAGUACACUGUUUGGUGGCCACUUUGCACUUUGGGAAAGUGGGGCAGCGCCCUACCAAAUCCCAUAGAGGGCUUUGUGUUGUCUAUGAAAAACAAAAAAAAAAAGUAUGAAUAAAAUAUUUAUAAAAUAAAAUAUUUUGGGGGGUUAUUUGUACCUUAUGCAUUUGACUUUGUCUUAUUGUUUUCCCCAACCGUCCUGCCCUUUCAACAAUUGUGUACUACGGUUCUGCUCUAUGUUCCCAAUAGACACAAGAUGAGUGGGUGUUCAAAAAAAUAGAGUGAAUCCAACCGA